AUGCCGUCUGAAACCCCCUUUCAAAUCAACAUCCCAGACGAGAAACUCAGGAUCCUUCGUGCUAAACUUGAGCUUGCCACUUUCCCUAAUGAACUCCAGGGUAUCGAAUGGAACCACGGCCCACCUUUGGCAGAUAUGAAGCGGCUCGUGGAGAGGUGGAAAAAUGGGUACGAUUGGCGCAAAUAUGAAAAGGAAUUAAACCAAGAGCUGCCGAUGUUCACCCGCGACAUCGACGUGGAUGGUUUCGGCGCGCUGAACAUUCACUAUGUUCACAAGAAGAGCGAAACUGUUGACGCCAUUCCCUUGUUAUUUUGUCAUGGAUGGCCUGGAAGUUUCAUAGAAAUCAGGGGAAUUUUGUCCCUCUUGACUGCGUCGUCCCCUAAACAUCCUAGCUUCCAUGUUGUGGCGCUUAGCUUGCCUGGUUUUGGCUUUUCGGAGGGCGCUCACAAACCAGGCUUUGGUCUUGAUCAAUAUGCCGAGGUAACUCACAAACUCAUGAUUUCCCUCGGGUACAACGAGUAUGUGACCCAGGGAGGCGACUGGGGUUUCGUCGCAAGUGACGUUUCACAAGUCACUCGAAGAAUGGCUGCUAAGUAUGGUGGAAAGCAUGUCAAGGCAUGGCACACCAACUUUCCGAUGGCCGACCCACCGACCUGGAAAUCGCCUCUGUCUUUCUUGUCGUACCUGCUAACCCCAUAUUCCGCAGAGGAAAAGGCAGGGUUUGAACGCACCGCGUGGUAUCGCAACAAAGGAUCCGGCUACUUUGUUGAGCAGAGAUCCUUCCCGCAGACACUCGCUUACAGUCUUACCGAUAGCCCUGUUGCUCUGCUUGCUUGGAUUUAUGAAAAACUGGUUACCUGGACUGACGACUAUAGAUGGACCGAUGACCAAGUUCUGACAUGGAUCUCUAUAUACUGGUUCUCCCGUGCUGGUCCCGGUGCUGCCCAUCGCAUUUACUCCGAGGUGUAUAGCGAUUUCUACGAUAUCGGUCGUACCAGUUACCCUACCAUUCCUUUGGGAGCGUCGUAUUACCCCAAAGAGCUCCUGGUCUUCCCAUCAGCGUGGUUCCGCAGGGUGAACAACGUUGUAAUCGAGUCUCAUCAUAAGACAGGAGGCCAUUUUGCUGCCUCUGAACGGCCAGAAGAGCUUGUUGAAGAUGUGCGGAAGAUGUUUGCGAAGGGGGGUCCCGCAUUCGCAAUUGUCCCCGGAAAAAGUGGAUAUGCUUGA
This is a messenger RNA of Suillus plorans, 1227 nucleotides long. RefSeq names its product Alpha/Beta hydrolase protein. Gene Ontology annotation, biological process: epoxide metabolic process. Bases 1 to 1227 code for a protein of 408 amino acids. NCBI's taxonomy places the organism in Eukaryota, Fungi, Basidiomycota, Agaricomycetes, Boletales, Suillaceae. Gene Ontology annotation, molecular function: epoxide hydrolase activity. The record is from RefSeq and is a predicted model, not a curated record. The transcript is spliced from 8 exons.